Messenger RNA from Diabrotica virgifera virgifera (western corn rootworm), 17465 nucleotides. It is a transcript of the gene Pi4KIIIalpha, whose product is annotated as phosphatidylinositol 4-kinase alpha. Gene Ontology annotation, biological process: phosphatidylinositol-mediated signaling; phosphatidylinositol phosphate biosynthetic process. Gene Ontology annotation, molecular function: 1-phosphatidylinositol 4-kinase activity. The coding region runs from base 115 to 6381 and encodes 2088 amino acids. The transcript has 30 exons. The record is from RefSeq and is a predicted model, not a curated record. Gene Ontology annotation, cellular component: cytoplasm; plasma membrane. NCBI's taxonomy places the organism in Eukaryota, Metazoa, Arthropoda, Insecta, Coleoptera, Chrysomelidae.
UUUGUCUUGUAUUUGUCAAGUCAAAGAUAUUGAAUAAUACCAAAAGCAGUCAAUAAGUAUUCGAAAUGCUUGGGAUUAAUUGAGUUAAUAUUAAAUGAUUCUGAAUUAUACACAAUGACUAGAGACGAUAAAUUAUUUUUUCAUAAAACAGUACAACAUUUAGCACGAUCCUUAGCUUGUAUAAAAAAUGCUCCUUGGAGUAAAAUACAAACUUUGUUUUCAUUGUGUCCUUCAGAUCCACAAAAUGGUACAUUUAUUCUAAGUUCUAGACAACAGGAUGCCGUCAUAGCCCUAGGAAUUUAUUUUUUGGAAUCUGAUCUUCAACACAAAAAUAUUAUAUUGCCAUAUUUUUUUAAGCUAGCCCGAUUAAUAGAAAAAGCACAGUGGCAGGACGAAAUUAAACUUAAUCCAACAGACAGAAUACCAACAGCAGAAAAAUUUAGCUUUUGUUUCCACACUCUUCUCAGUGAUAUAGCUAUAAAAUGCGAGGACAGCAUAAGCGACAUUAUAAAUACCCAGGUGGACAGCCUUGUUUCUUUGACAAACCAAGUGCUGAAGAUGCAAGAUGCAAACAAUCGAAACAGCGCCAGCAACUUAUUCCUGUGCAAAACUACUCUGCCUGUUCUUAUAGGCUUAGCAAGAGCAAUGGGAAGAUUCUGUACAAGCGAUCCACCUUUAAUUUGUCGAAUAUUUCCAAGACCAGAACCGCCAUUAAGCCCAGGAGCUGCAAGGGAGCAAAAUAUUUAUAAAAGGAGUUUCAGUAGCUUUAGAAAUAUCAUUCCGAGGAGUUUAUCUGGAAAUUUACACGCUACUGUUGAUAUUUUGGCAGUUACUGCGGGUGGUUAUGAUAUGAACGAUGUGGCAUACAACUCGAAUUCUUUAAAAAAGGGCUCAUCAAUAUUAUACAAUACAGGUCCCUACGACGCAAGGACAUAUUUUUUUGCCAAAUUCGGUUCGAGCUUCAACCAAUUCCCGCAUUUACGAAUAAACGAAACGAACGACAAGAAACCUCAAGUGAUCUUUCCUCAAAAUCACCUCUCGACUAUUCUCACACUUAGUAAAUCACUAUUAACUAAAGAGAUUUUAAGUAUGUUGGACGAACAGAGCUUGGAAGUCAGUACGACGGGAAAAAUUCAGAUAUUUCCUUACAAAUCCUUUUCUGAAACGGUUAAUCUGGUUAUGGUGACACUUAUGAGAGAAUUGUUGCAACCUCAAAAAGAUUUGCCGGUGCCUUUUACCAAAGACGUACAAGAAUUUGUUAAAGGACUCUACUUAAAUGGCCAGACGGAAUUACAGAGUAGAAACCACGAUGCAAGCGAAAAAGAAGAUAGAGAAAACAACUAUGCUUUAGUCAAUAAAUUUAAAUUAAAUGUAAUGGCUAAUGCGGCUUGUGUAGACUUAUUAGUGUGGGCUAUAGGUGAUGAAACAGUUGAUUCUGAAUAUAAUUUUACUACUUUAGUGCACUUCAUAUUAAUAAUUUUAGGUGCCGACAGUCUUUGCGGUAGAUUAACAGAAAAAAUCAAUUCGAAUCAUGGAUACCGAUUAGUUAUAGCACACAUGCCACUGUUGAUGGUGUGCCUAGAAGGUUUGGGUAAUCUCGCCCAAAAGUUUCCAAAUAUAGCUUCGACUUCGAUAUACUGCUUAAGGGAUUUCUUGAUAACGCCUUCACCGAUUUUAUCCAAACUACAUAGGCAAGCUAACGAGAAGGGUAUUAGAGAAAAUGUAAAAAUUACUGCUCAAGGUAAUCAACUGAAAGCAGAAAAUACGAAAACAUUGUCUCCUGUCCAGACAGCAUUUGAAAAAUUGAGGGACGCUGCUAUCGAAAAUCUGUGUAUAGCUUUAAGUGCAGCUCAUACAUUAGAUCCAGAUUGUGUUAGAGCUCUAGUUGCUUCCGUAUCGAAUCGUUUAUUUACUGCAGAAAAGAGCGACAGCGAAUCAACUUUAAUUUCUACGAACAUCGUGAUAAUGUUGGGACAUGUAGCGGUGUCAAUGAAAGGCACUCCAAAAACGACAGACACCAUUCUGCAUUUCUUCCAGCAGAGGUUUUGUAGAGUACCGUCAGCUUUGGAUUCGCUGAUAGUUGAUCAGUUAGGGUGUAUGAUAAUAGCACAGUGCGAGCCUCAUGUUUAUGAAGUAGUCAUGAAAAUGUUCACCAUGAUUACUGUUGAAAGCGGAAGUGCUGCAUAUGGUGCCGCUACCAAUGACAAAACGCAAUAUAGGCAUGUGUCAAGAUCGGUUAUAAAUGCUUUAGCAAAUAUUGCUGAUAAUAUAUCAGGCGAAGCACAAAUGAAUGAAUUGCUCGGGCGACUUCUGGAGCUUUUUGUACAAUUAGGUUUGGAAGGCAAAAGGGCGAGUGAUAAAUCACCAGGUGCAUUGAAAGCUUCAAGUUCGGCCGGAAACUUGGGUGUACUUAUACCAGUUAUAGCAGUAUUAUUACGACGAUUACCAGCAAUUAAAAAUCCGAAACCUCGUAUUCAUAAACUGUUCCGGGAUUUUUGGUUAUAUUGUGUUAUUAUGGGAUUUACAGCUUCAGAUUCAGGUUUGUGGCCUCAAGAAUGGUAUGAAGGUGUAAAAGAAAUAGCAGUGAAGUCUCCCACUCUGGUAUCGUUUACUUCCAGUAGAUCCGAAAUGAGGGAAUUACAGUUUACCAGUGCUGUUAGAAACGAAAGCGUAUCAGUGAAUGAGUUACAGGAAUUAAGGACCCAAAUUUUAGACCUUUUAAAGCAUCCGACCGACGUUACUGCUUAUGUAAACAAGCUAACUUUUGCUCAAUGCACAUUUUUGUUGAGUGUGUAUUGGGUGGAAACAUUAAGAGUGGAACAUUCUGGAGAACCAAGUUUGGUACCAAUCAUUUCAGACUAUUUAAGUGAUUCUGCUCUUCAAAAAGACAAAGCUGGAAUGUGGAAUUGCGUUCAGUCCGUCAGCGAAAGGGUGUUUGACAAAUUUUUAGACGUGAUGAAAGAUAGGCCCAAAAACGAAGCUAGAGAAGCAGAUCUAGAGCUGCAUGCUCAGUUUUUAUUGGUUAACUUUAAUCAUCAACACAAACAGAUACGAAGGGUAUCUGAUAAAUUCCUGGCAAGUUUGAUCGAUAAAUUUCCACAUCUUUUGUGGAGUAGAAGAGUUUUAUGGACGAUGUUAGAUAUAAUGCAAGUUUUGUCUAAUUCCUUGGAAAUAGAUCCCAAUCAGGAAACACCAACCUUAAGGAUUCCUCGCACACCAUUCUCUAUUCAGCUUAUGGAUAUAUUAGAAGCAAGAGAGACUAUUGUUAAAGAUUUUGCUGCUAAUGCAGAACGUAUAAUAAGAGAAGCCUUAAAGUGGGCCCCUCACUGGACUCGCUCCCAUAUUCAAGAGUAUAUUAACCAAGUUCCGGUUAGCGAGAUAUGGCAUCACACCGGUUUGUCGAUGGCUCUGGAGUCCCUAAUGCAAUGGAGUCCACCUAAUAUAUACAAUGCUCAUUUAAGCAUGAGCAUGUUGGACAAAAGACCCAAGUGUGUUAAAAGCGACUCGUCCAAACUAAUGUCUACUUCAGCUAUGAGAUCGAAGUAUAUUGGAGAGGUUAUAGGAAUGGAAUUAGGAAAAGACAAAAACACUUUAGUCAACGAAAUACUCAAUCGAGUUUGGACAUCUUGUAAAGAAAGGUCAGACCAAUUGCAUAGGGAUGCUUUAUGGCAAGCCACAGCGCUACUUAUUUCUACCAAUGAAUUAAAUAGAAGUCUUCUGCAUUGCAUAGCUUGGUCACAAGUAGAAUUAUUUACAGUGGAGGCUAUGCGUACAGCAGUAGAAUGUUGGCAAUGGUUAAUAACCGCUAGACCAGAAUUAGAAAUUCGUUUUCUACAAGAAAUGGUCUCGGCUUGGAAGUGUACAGUCCAGAAAAAGCUUGGAUUGUUUUCCGCAGCCAGAUAUCAUACUAGUCCAUUAGCAGCAUACGAAGGUUGCAGAUUGGAACCAGAUCCUCCAUUUGUAAAACCACAUGCGAUUUGGGUCCAGUUCAUAUGUGAAUUAGUAGAAACGAUAAAGUACAGCAGUUAUGAAAAAGUAGAAAUGAUCAGCAGCUUAAUACAUCAUUCUUUAGCUAUGAACGUGGGAAGUAAUCCGCCGUCACAAACCAGACAUAUUUCGGCUAUCGGAGUCAAAUUUAAGCUCCUAUCAUGUGGUUUGGCUUUAUUACAAGGUGACAUUCUCCCGAAAAGUCUAGCAAAGAAUGUUCUUAGAGAAAGAAUAUAUUGUAGUUGUCUAGAUUACUUCUGCAAGCCUGUUACAUGUCCAUCUCAAAGUCCAGCAGAACUCAGAGAAGAUAUAUCAACGCUGAUCAGAUUUUGGCAAACCUUACAUUCAGACAAGAAAUAUCUCAAGGCUAGUGAUGUAGGAGAAGUGGAAUUCACAAUUGCUCCUCCGGUACAGGGUAACGAAUUGGCUAAACCUAACGAUUUUAACAAAGCAGCUACAGGUUGGAUCAAUACUGUACCUCUUUCGAAUAGUACCAACACAUUAAGUAGAAGAUCUGCGAAAUCGACGAAAAGAAUGCCUGUUGCAGAUAAUUUCGUAAAAUGCUAUUUGAAGAAGAGAAAUUUAAUUUUAGAAUUAUUGGCUGUGGAAAUCGAAUUUUUAAUAGUCUGGCAUAAUCCAACACUAAGACCAGAGUUACAAAUGGCUGGUGAAGAAACUGUUGCAUUUUGGAGGACCAAAACUAUCACAGACAAGCAUUGGCAAGACUAUACGAGAUUAGCAUGGGAUAUAUCACCAACUUUAGCAGUUUAUCUACCUUCUAGAUUUAGGAUGAAUGAUACUAUUAUAGGUGAAAUAAAAAGUCUAGUCCAAAUUAAUCCUACAAGUGUAGCUCACGUAGCGGAGGCAUUGCAAUAUUUAGUUACUACUGAUGCGAUUUUAAGUGACAGUCCGAAAUUAGUGAACAUGCUCACGUGGGCAAGAGUCUCUCCAAUUCAGGCUCUGGCAUACUUCAGUAGACAGUUUCCUUCACAUCCAAUCUCUGCACAAUAUGCCGUUAGAGUACUCAGUUCAUAUCCAGCAGAUGCGGUACUAUUUUACAUUCCACAACUUGUACAGGCGUUAAGACAUGACAAGAUGGGUUAUGUAACAGAAUUUAUAAAAUACAUAGCGAAAAAGUCACAAAUAGUUGCACAUCAAUUAAUUUGGAACAUGAAAACGAAUAUGUUUAUUGAUGAAGAUAUGCUACAAAAAGAUCCUGUGAUCUACGAAAGUUUGGAGUCUUUAGUUGGAAGUAUUGUCAGUGAUCUUUCUGGACCAGCCAAACUGUUCUAUGAAAGGGAGUUCGAUUUCUUUGAUAAAAUCACGAAUAUUUCUGGUGAAAUUAGACCUUUCCCCAAAGGUAUUGAAAGAAAAAGGGCGUGUUUAGAAGCAUUAAGUAAAGUAAAGGUGCAGUCGGGAUGUUAUUUGCCCAGCAACCCUGAAGCAAUGGUGUUGGAUAUAGAUUAUAAAAGUGGAACUCCUAUGCAAAGUGCAGCAAAAGCUCCAUAUCUUGCUAGGUUUAAAGUUAUCAGGUGCGGUAUCAAUGAAUUAGAAAGUAUAGCAAUGGCUGUAUCAACAAAUCAAGCCAAGGAUCAAAGUAUGGGUCCUGAAUUGUGGCAAGCUGCAAUUUUCAAAGUUGGAGACGAUGUCAGACAAGAUAUGUUGGCGUUACAAGUUAUUGGAAUAUUUAAAAAUAUUUUUCAAACAGUUGGAUUAGAAUUGUACUUGUUUCCUUAUAGGGUAGUAGCUACAGCUCCAGGGUGUGGCGUCAUAGAAUGUGUUCCUAAUGCCAAAUCAAGAGAUCAGCUAGGUAGACAGACUGAUAUCGGAAUGUAUGAAUAUUUCUUGAAAAAAUAUGGUGAUGAAAGUACCAGAGAAUUCCAGAAUGCUAGAAGAAAUUUUAUUAUUUCAAUGGCAGCUUACAGCGUUGUCGGAUUUCUUUUACAAAUCAAAGAUAGACACAACGGCAACAUCAUGUUAGAUACUGAUGGGCAUAUUAUACAUAUUGACUUUGGGUUUAUGUUUGAAUCUUCUCCCGGAGGAAAUUUGGGUUUCGAACCCGACAUAAAACUAACAGACGAAAUGGUUAUGAUAAUGGGUGGGAAAAUGGAAGCUGCACCUUUCAAAUGGUUCUCUGAUUUAUGUGUCCAAGCAUACCUCGCAGUACGACCGCAUACUGAAGCAAUCAUAUCACUCGUCUCCUUAAUGCUAGACACGGGCCUUCCGUGUUUCAGAGGCCAAACUAUUAAGUUGCUUCGAGGUCGUUUCAGUCCGGGAGUUAACGAUAAAGAGGCUGCAAAUUAUAUGCUGCAGAUAAUCAGGAACAGCUUCUUGAAUUUCAGGACUCGUACAUAUGACAUGAUACAGUAUUAUCAGAACCAAAUUCCGUAUUAGAUAAAUAUUGUGAACUUGUAUUGAAGACUGUAUUGUAGUUAAAUUCAAAUAUUAUGAAAGAAGGGUAAAUUGUAUACAUUUGAGAUUAUUUUAUCAUUUUAUGGAUCUUGAAAAAAUCUAAUAAUAAGGUUUUGACAAUUAUUCUCUACGAAAUUUCAACAUCCGUGACUAAGGUGGCUAAGGAUUAUAACCUCGCUUCAUAUUCUUGCCUUUUUGUAUUAUAUUUGUUUUUUAUAACAAAAUGAGGGCAGCAUUUACAUAGAUCCAAAUUUAAAUUAAUAUUUUCUAAAUAAAAUUUUCCUAAAUUUACCCUUUUAUUCAUAAAUAAUCAUUUUAUAACACGUUACACCAGACGGAUUUACUGUACUUUGUACAUAAUCAAUUUCAUCAAAACAAUCAGCGUUGAUAAUGAAAAGAAUAAGUAAAUUUACGGAUUAUAUUUUUAUAUUAUUUAUAUCUUUUAGUGAUGGCAUUUCUUCCUUUUUCCGUCAACCUACUAUUUCCUCCUCAUUUAUCCACGGAGAAAAUUAAUGAUCGAAAAAGCCAAUUAUUGGUUAUAAUUUGUUGUGUACAAUUACUAAACGCUUAUUAAUUAUUAAAGAAACUUCUUCUUCUGACAAUUACUGGGACACACCAACUUUUUCAAAGAUAAGUAGCCCACUAAAUACAGAAAACAGAAAAUUUACAGAUCAACAUUCAAACGGGUUAUCAUAUAUGGUGCUGAAAGCUGAUUUGAUAAAAAAUGAUUGAUUUAUCAAGGCACAAAGGUAUGAUGUUGAUGUGGGGACAUCUAGAAAGGAAAGGACCAGAAAUAAGUUAUCAAAGAAAUCACGUAGUGCAGCGGUUCUCAAUAUAUUUGAGUCAUGUACCACCAAAUACUUUUUAUUAUUUUUGGUACCACCUAACUGAAAUACCUGUCUAGCUAGGCGACCUAAUUAACUAUAAUGAUGGUGCUGAUUUUGGCUGUUUUUGCGUUUUGUGUACCACCUCAAAUAAUGAUAUGUACCACCAGUGAUACAUGAUGGACCACAGAUUGAGAAACGAUGACCUAAUGGAAACCAGUAAUAGUAAAACCAAGAAGAAAACUCGAAAAAAGAUUGGAGGACCGAAUAAUUGAGUUAAUUGGGAAGUUUGUAUUCAAAGGUUGGAGAGACGAAUGCAAACACAAAAAAUUGGAAGAAAAUUAUAGAAGAUGCCACAUAAUAUAAUUUAGAACCAAAGAAGAUUAAUACGAACUGAUUUCCUUCGACAAAUGAAUUGGAGUAGGCUGAAGAAGACGCCAAUAAGUGCCACAUGAAAUCUUGUAUUUUCUGGAUAAAAAUGAUGAAAAAUAAACCAUUCAAAAUUUUGACAUAUUUUUGUAACACAAUAUAAAGGUAAAUCAGGAUAAGAUUUUGCCAAUUAAUAACUAUAGAAUAAACGAUCUAAAAAACGGAAUAUCAGACGAAAUAUGACAAGUGAGUGCAUAUCAACUUUACUAAUACGAACUAAGUAAUCAAGAACCAUUGAGUACAAUGGAACAAACAAAUGGCAGAGAAGGAAAAAGGGAGAUAGAAUUAUUAAAGACAAGAAGAAAAUAAAUAAAAUUUACAAUUUAAAUAAUAUAAUUUUCGGAAAAAAGAAAAUUGUGGCUUAUUGCCAGUAGAAAUAGUAAAUUGUAUUAGAUACCACAAGAAAAUAGCUUCAGAACAAAAUAAUUGAAAGGGUAUAACACAAUAUCCUCAACAUUAAUAUAUGCCAAUGAAACAUGGCUAAACAAUACAAGAAAUAUAUUAAAUGAAGAAAAGGAAAAGAUGAAAAGAUAGAUAAACUCGAUCUAGAUAUAGGAAAAAGGAAAAAUAUGUUAACAGAUGAAAUAAUUUUCGCAACACUGAAAGAACUAUAAGAAAUGAAUAGAAGAAAAAUAAAAAUAAGAACUGUACCUACGAUGUUCCUAAAUGGUAUAAGCAGUUUCGAGAAAGGAAAACUAUGGAACCAGGUGUUCCAUUUAAGAAAACUCAGAAAAUACUCAUUCAAGUUCAAUCUUUAUACCAAAAUGAAAUAUUUCGCUAUUAACCCUUAAACGCCCAAGGGUGGGUAAAAAAUGUCCACCUAAUGCGUAUUCCCUGGUAACAUAUUUAUUACGUGUUUAAAUUUUUUUUUAAAAAUUAUUUAUUGUUAAAAAGACAGCCCUUUAUCGAAUGUUAAUUUGGUUCUACCGAUAUUUUUGAAAAUAAAAGUAGCAUCUUGAGUUAAAUAUGGGUGGGCAUAAAAAGUACACUCUUGGUAAAACUUGUUACUAAAGGUUUCUAUAUAAUUUCUCGUUGGUAUAAUUACAUAAUCUACAUAAUUAUCUGCCAUUGAGGAGGUUAUGGAGGUAUGUUAAUUUUGAUGUACAUUGUAAUUUUGUUGUAAGGUUUGUAAAUUGUUUAUAUUAAUAUUUUAGAAGAUGCUGCGUUUAUUAAGCAUAAGAUUCUUAAGUUUAAUCCAUUUUCAACAACUCUCAAUAAAUAUAUUAGCUAUGUUCGAGGUGGACAUUUUUUACCCACCCUUGGGCGUACAUGGAACCUAAAAAAGGUUGGGCGUUUAAGGGUUAAUAAUUCUGAAAAAUAGUAGACUAUAUAAAAAAGGUUUAGACAUACAUUUAUUACAUAUAAUUAAUAGAAAACCGUAGUUAUCUUUUUAACUGCCUCUUACAUAAUUACAAAACCGAUAACAUUGAGAAAAGUCCAAAACCUUUGAGUGUUAAUUUUCAUAUUAUAACACAAAAUACAAUCGUUGAAGAAAUCAUUUACAUUUCUGAUACCGUUCCAUGCACGAUGCUGUGUUGCCUAGUUGUAUCAUUGGAUUAAUUGGAUCUCGUGCAAAUUUAAAGAAUUGUAGGCAGAAAACAUCAAAUGAUUAGUGCGGCCAAAACACUACAAAUAUAAAACGAUUGAUGACGCAUUCAUAUUUAGUAUUAUAUUUUGGGGGAAAAUUUUGAAACAGGAAGAAACUAGAAAAGGAAGUUAGUUUAUUCAGCGAUUAUGAGAUAUUGUUUAUUAUGAGCCAUAUUGUGUUAAUGUUCGUUGUUCUUAUCAGGUAAAUCUAUGUUAGGGACCUACAUAUUUCGAUACAUAUAAAUUUUUGUAAAAGUUAGUAUCGUCUUCCCUUUUAAGGAUGUAUUAUAUUAGAUGACAAAUUAAUUUAUGUCAAUUUUUCUUUGGAAGUUGUGUAAGAUUACAAAUGAUAUUAGGACUGUGAUAGGAUUAGUAAAGUACAUGCAGUAAAAAGUCUGGUUGUAAGGUAGCGAUUAUAUUUUUGUGCGAUAAAAAGAGAUUCUUUCUAUUUUUAAAACUUCGUUGUAAGUAGAUAGUCAAUAUAUGUGGUGUUAGUUGAAAUUUAUAUAGGUAUUCGCAUAUUUGGGAUUCGGUAUUAACUGUGCUAAAAGGGUUUAUGAUACAUUUUUGAUGUUUCAACACGAAAUCUACAAAUAAUGAAUCAUACAAAAAUUGGGCUUGGACUGUCAAUUGGUGGGACAAAUUUUUCAUAAAUGGUGUUAAAAAUUAAAUGAAACAAAUUUUUCAUAAAUGGUGUUAAAAAUGAAAUCAUUCCUCUUAAGGAAUUUAAAGUUACAAUAAAAUUUUCUCAUAUUUAGCUGGUAAAUUUUGGGAUUUCAGUUUUUGUUUAAUUUUGUUAACAUCAGUUUUGUGUAUUCUAGAUUUUUAUAUUAACCAAAUAUAAACUUUAAGUUUAAUGUAUAACUCACUAAAAGAUACACAGUCAAAACUAUUAGCAUUUCAAGUAAAGUUUUCAUUUGACUCUUUUUAAUAUGAGCUACCCCAUUUGAAACGUGGGUAGCUCCUUUGUUUAUACAGUGAUGUGCGCGCUAAUAGCCGGCAAAAUAUCGCAAAAGAUGGAAAACAUAUUAAGUUGUGAGAUAAAAAGAAAUGAAACUAGUGGAGGUGGGAGAUUUAGCGAUGAAAACCUAUAAACAUACAUUCUAUUUAUUGUUUCCCAAUUUUAGACGUAUCAGAGAAGUAUGUCAACUAAAACUGUCACUGUCACUGUGGCAGUUGCCAAACUCGUCCGAAAAGGUUGAAAACAAUAAGUAGAAUUAAAAUUUAUAGGUUUUUAUCGCUAAAUUUCCCACCUCCACUAGUUUCAUUUCUUUUUAUCUAACAACUUAAUGUGUUUUCCAUCUUUUGCGUUAUUUUGCCGUUUAUUAGCGCGCUCAUCACUGUAGAUCUGAGACCUACAGUUUAACAUCGACUCCGAACGACUAAGUUAAAGUUAAAGACUAGAAUGAUUAUGACUUCAUGGUUUGCCAAGACUUUCGAAGCAGUGAUCUGGGCAAUAGAUUUUGACUUUGUAGUGGAAACCAAACCUACAUCAUUCGACACCAAAGGCGGAUAUACUCACCUAUAAGCAGAGGCGUGCGGUCCAUGGAAGCGGGGGAAGCACCGCUUCCCUAUACUUCCAUAUAAGAAAAUACAUAUAUUAUUAAUUAAUAUUUAAUUAUCAACAAUUUUUCUCUAAUCUAAGUAGCGCAUCUCAAUAUCGCCGUUUGUCAUGCAUUUGUCCCGUUCAAAAAUUGGUCAGGGUUUAAUACCCUCACCCACUAGUCAUGUUCCAUUCACGCGAAUUUUGAUACCCCUGGAAGCGAUCGUCCGAGCGCCUUCCGAUUCCGAAAACGAGAUGCGGAGACUGUUACUGCAUAACGCUGCACGUUUUAAUCCGCUGCACGGAUAAUCUGCACCCGGAUAAUCGGGUUUCUACUGUAGUAGAAUACAUUAUCUCAGUUUAGAUCCAUAAUGAAAAAAUUGUCCAAAAAGCAGAUAUAGGUAAUUCUAUUGUAGGAUAUCAGAUUUAAGAAAGUAGUUAAUAUAUUUAUGUGUACUUAUUUGCGGUAAUUCACUGGUAUAUGCAUUAAUCCAAUGGCAAAACACACAAUUUUUUAGAAAUGACAAACAUAUAAAUAAAGAAAUUUCGUUAUCAUUACUCACCGAGCUUAUCUAAAAUACUUUAUUUUGCAUUUUUUUUACAUUAUUUAUUUACACUAAUUUAGCAGCAGUUAAUUAAGAUUUUUAAUCUAUAUACACUCAAAUUUCGACAAAAAUUUCUUUAUCUUUUUAUUGACACUUAUAUUGAUGUAGAGAGUAUUAUCUUUUUAACAGUUUUUGUAUAGGUAAGUUUAAAAAUUCAAUUACAGCAAACGUCAUUUAUUUGCGCCAAAUUAAUGUAUGAUAAUGUAUAUCGACGGUUGAAAGGCAAAAGUUACCAAACGCCAAUUUGGCGAUAUUGACAUAUAUCACUGAAAUCAGAAAAUUUUUCUGCGUCGAUUGGUUGUAUCCUCAUGCGGCUACAAUGAAGUUUUUGUCGCUUGGUUACUUAAAAUAAUUGACAUUUUUAACAAUUUUCGGCGACCAAGCGACUAGAAUUUUGUAAAUUUAAGAACAACUUUCAUUUGGUACCUCUUCCAUUUUAAUCAUUUACAGUUAGUAAGUUUUUAUUAGAUUGUAUUUUAAAUGUUUGGGCGCGUAGUGAUUUUUUACAAACAAUAUCUAGAGUUUUUAAAAUGCUUAAGAAAUUUUACCCUACCCGAAAAUUUUGUUUUUGUCAUUUAUUACUUUUUUUCGCACAUUAAUUGAAUACCAUUUUUGUUUAGUUGAUUAUAUCGAGAUGUAACUUUCUUAAAAAAGAUCAAUAGUUCCUUCUUUCUACCGAAAAUAGGUCGAAGUUGUCGCUUGGUAAUAAUUUACCUGCCGUUUUUUUAUGUUUUUGUUGCUUAGAUAUAAUAUUAUAUUUCUUUAAAAAGGAAAUUUUAAAAGAAAUUUUAUCAUUAUUGCACGUAACCUGUUCCGCCGUUUAGAUGGGCUCCAAAUCAUAGUUUGAUUUGUAGUUAGUAACAGAAUACCGGUCAGUGUGCUUCGAAAUUGUGGAAUAGCUAAAUAUAAUGGAGAGUAGAAAACGAAUACAUAACAUCCUAAACCUAGCUCUAGCAAGAGCAGGGGCAUCUACCAAAGAUUUACCUGCGGUAAGUCCCCAUAUUUAUAAUAUUUUAGUGUUUCUUAUACCAUAUUAGUGUUUGGUGUUACUAACUUCUUCUUCUUCUGUAAGUGCCGUCUCCUAAUCGGAUGUUGGAUAUCAUCAUCACUAUCUUUACUCUAUCUACCACUGCUCUGAAUAGUUCUAUAGAACUGCUUUUAAACCAGUCCCUUAAAUUAUUCAACCAUGUCACUGCCUUCUUCCUAUACUCCCUCCGCCUCUUAUAUUUCCCUGUAUUAUCAGUCUUAGCAUUUCAUAUCGCUGUCUCCUCAUUGCGUGCCCCAGAAAUUGUAACUUUCUUAUUUUUAAUGUGUUUAUUAUUUCGGAUUCUUUAACCAAUUCUCGCAAUACUUCCGUGUUCGUUUUCUUCUGUGUCCAUGCUAUUCCAAGCAUCCUUCUGUAACACCACAUUUCAAAUAACUGUAGCUUAUUUAUGUGUUCUUGUUUUAAUGUCCAGCUUUCAAGUCCAUAUUGCAGUAUCUACAUAAGCUAAAGUCUUUGUAGCAGAUAACUGUUUUCAUUUUUACAAACGCUUUACUGUUAUAUAAAUAGGUCACUUGUACUUAAUAGAAAUAUCUUAACAUUUGCAAGUGUAGCAGUAUGCCAAGAAAUCAGUAAAUAUUUCAAAUAAGAAAUUUAUGCAUUUCACUGAUCAUGCAUGUCGUAUAGAUAAAGACGACACGAUUCAAAGUAAGAUUUGUUAUUAAUAUGAUAAUUACUGUAUAUUAUAUUUUUUAGUUUUCUAGUUCAACCAUUUUACCUGUUACAAAACAUGAAUGAUUUUCGGAUAGGUCAUAUUUCUGAAAAUACAUUCAAAAAUUUAUCGGGUUUAGUCAAUUUUACCAGUUCCGGUAAUAAAAAUUAGUCGCUUUCAGUAUUUUUUUCCAGUUGAAGGUAAAAAAAUAUAGUCGGUUGGUAACUUUUUCCUGGUUGCGAUUUAGCAGAAAAUAUUACUAACCGACACUAUUUCAUAAAGUAUUAAAAAAAUAGAUAGUCUACAAAGGGUAGUUUAUAAAGUAUCUAAACUGCAUUUAAAGUUCGUUGGAAUUAUGACAAUAAAACCACUUGAUCAUGUUUUAUGAAUUUUUUUCCAAAUUUUCAAACUUUAAACCGCUCUAGUGUAAAGUUAGCCAAAUGUCGCUUGGUCAUUUUUGCCUUUCAGCCGUCGAUAUAAUGAGUUAGGUACUUACUAUUACUUAAUAAGCGACCGAGAUAGGCGACAGAUAGGCGAGACCGAUUGUAGUCUGUACACGUCUUCUCUACAUGCAAUUAAAUCCAGGGUCGUUCUGUAGCUCGCGACCGAGACAAGCGACAAACGACUGUCGCUUGUCUGUGUCUCCUCGGUCUCCUACAAGAGCAGUAGUGAAGUCGGUCGCUGCGCGACACUUUUGUUGUGGCACCGAUUUGUACAUGUUUUUUUAUUAAAAAUAAUAACUUCCGAAAUAAAAUUUACUGGUCAUCAUCAGGCAACCUCUUCCGUCCACUGCUGGACAUAGUUCUCUCCCAUUAUUCGCCACUCUCCACGGUUCUGUGCGUCUUGUUGCCGUUUCUUGGACAUUCGUUUAAUGUCGUCCAUCCAGCGUGUUGGUGGUCGUCCUCUGCUGCGUUUUCCUUCUCUUGGGCGCCAGUCAGUUAGUUUUCUGGUCCAUCUUGAGUCUUUUAGUCUCGCUACGUGACCUGCCCAAUUCCAUUUCAGCUUGGCUAUACGUUCAACAUCAGUGAUAUCUGCUCUUUUGCUUAGGUCUUGGUUCCUUAUUUUGUCACGCCGAGAAUCGAUCUUUCCAUGCGUCUUGGUGUCACUCGCAUUUUUAGUGCUGUUCUUUUUGUGAGCGUGAGAGUUUCUGCUCCGUAUGUAAUAAUGGGAAGAAUGCAUUGGUCAAAUAUCUUCUGUUUUAUAGCUAUCGGGAUGUUGCUCUUGAAUAUGCCUCUUAGUACCCAUAUGCCGCCCAAGCAAGUGUUAUUCGUCGUUGAAAUUCACAGGUCAGAUUAUCCUCGCUUAUUCUGAUUUCAUGACCGAAAUAUAAAUAUGCACUUUUCUGUCAAUUCGAUCACUUGAUUUUGGAUGUUAAGGAGUUCGCUAGCAACUAAAUUUGGCCUUACUUCAUUUUUUUACCUAUUGUUGAAGAUACGUUUUCUAAUUCUUGUAGCACCCAGAUCUUCGGUAAUAAAUACUAUAUCGUCAGCAAAGCGCAGAUGAUUGAGCAUUUCCCCAUCUCUUUUAUUCCUCUAUUUCUCACUUUAGCAUUUUAAAGACGUAUUCGAGUACCGCUAUAAAUAAUUUGGUAUAAUUCACCUCGCUUGAUAUGAAUUUCUCUGGUGGUAUCAUGUAGUUUUACACGCAUUGUGGCGUUUUGGUACAAUGUUUGUACUAACUUUGUAAACCAGUAGUCUAUUCUACUAUUGUUAAAAGCAGUUAUAAUGCUGUCUAAUUCCACGGUGUCGAAGGCUUUGUGAAUGUCUACGAAGAUAAGCACCAGUGAUCUUUUAUAUUCUAUCGAUUUUUCUAUUUGAAGUUUUUACUGUUUGUAGGUGAUCGUUUGUCGUUUAUUCCGAAUUUUGAGAGGAAGCCAGCUUGUUCUCGGGGUUGGUAGAAAUCCAACUUUUUUUCUAGUCUUGUAAUUAUUCGGGUAAAAAUUUACUGGUGAGGAAGACAAAUUGCUAAUGGAGUUGGUGGCUAAGAUCACGGCGGCGGCGCCAUUUGAUCCUCAAAAGGAAUCUUACAAGGAUGUUAUCGUCCUGGAAAACGUAAAAUCUUUUACAAUUUUACAAAAAAUUUAUGCGCCUUCUAGUCCAUUCUUUCACGGUUUUUGCUCUAAAUUUUAAAGAACCGCUUGGAUUGACAUGAAAUUUGGCAUACGUAUAGCUUACAUGUCAAAGAAAAAAAGUGAUAUUGUGCCGAUGUGUGCUUUUGCCCUGGGGGUGACUUUCACCCCCUCUUGGGGGUGAAAAAAUAUAUGUCCAAAAUAAGUCCGGAAAUGGGUAAACUGACUAAUUUUAAGUAAAUUUUGUUCUAUAGAGCUUUUUCGCCAAGUCAACACUUUUCGAGUUAUUUGCGAGUGAAUAUGUUCAUUUUUCAACAAAAUAACCACAUUUUUAGACGGUUUUUCGCAAAUAACUCAAAAAGUAAGUAAUUUGUCGAAAAAAAUGUUCUUAGCAAAAAUAUAGCCUAUAAAAAAGUAAAAAAAAUGGUGUACGCCUUAGGUCUCUGGAUCUUGUAGAACCAGAGUUAUAGCCAAUGAAAAAUAGAUUCAUAUUCACCAAAUUUCAGAUAGAAUAUUUCGACGUAAAAUAUCCAAAAAAUUAAGCACUUCUUGGGAAAAACCCAUAAUAACUUUUUUAAAGUGCUUAAAAAAAUCUUUAAUUCUGUUUUUACAAAAAGAUUCUAGCUUUAAAUUUAAGCAAGUUACGCUCAAAAUAAAGUUGGUCCCUUUUGUUUUUACAAAAAAAAAAUCGGGAAGACCACCCCCCUAAUUAGCAACUUAAAUGAAAUUAAUCGUUACCGCUCCACAAAUUAUUUUACUUAUGUUGUGUUUAUAUGAUCUGUAAGUUUCAUCGAUUUAAAGUGCUUAUUUUUGAAAAAAUUUGGUUUCAAAAUAAAAUUUUUAAAAAUUUUAAUUUUGAAAAAUAUGCUUUUCUUCAAAAUAACUUAAAAACUGUUAGAGAUACCAAAAAUCUCGGAAAACAAAAAAAAUUAGAUUUGCUUUUCUGAAUAUCAUGUAUUUUUUGUUUUUCUGUUAGACAAAAAUUGAUUGAGAUUUGGUGUUUCUAAAUUUGCAUACAUUCGUGAUCAGUGACUAGUUCAACCCCUUUUAACUACAGCCCUUUCAAUAAUAAGGACUUUGAACCGAUGAAACUUACAGAUCAUAUAAAAAAUAUAUACACGAGUCAAAAAACUUGUGAAGUCGUAACGAUUAAGUUCAUUUAAGAUACUAAUUAGGGGGUGAUUUUCUCGAUUUUUUUACCAAAACCAAAAGGGACUAACUUUAUUUUGAGCGUAACUUGUUUAAUUUUGAUGCUAGAAUUUUUUUUAUAAAACAAAAAUGAAGCUUUUUUUAAACACUUUAAAUAAGUUGUAAUGAGGUUUCCCCGAAAUGUGCUUCAUUUUUGGUUAAUUCAAGUUAAAGUAUUCCAUUUGGAAUUGACGAAUAUAAACCUAUUUUUCAUUAGCUAUAACUCUGCUUCUACUAGGUGUAAAGACGUGAUAUAUACACCAUUUUUUUAAAUUUCUUACAGGCUAUAUUUUUGCUAAGAAUGUUUUUUCGACAAAAUACUUACUAUUUGAGUUAUUUGCGAAAAACCGUCUAAAAGCGUGGUUAUUAUGUUGAAAAAAUGAACAUAUUCACUGCCAAAUAACUCGAAAAGUAUUGACUUAGUGAAAAAACUCUAUAGAACAAAAGUUACUUAAAAUUAGCCAGUUUAUCGAUUUCCUGACUUUCUUUGGACGAAUAUUUUUUCACCCCCAAGAGGAGGUGAAAACCACCCCCAGGGCAAAAGCACAUAUCGGCACAAUAUCACUUUUUUUCCUUGACUUGUUAGCUAUGUGUAUGCCAAAUUUCAUGUCAAUCCAAGCGGUUCUUUAAAAUUUAGAGGUUUUGCAAUAUUUUACCGUUAAAGAACGGACUAUUCAUCUUUAUCUUUUAAAAAAUCUGUUAUGUAAUUACAAUAUUUUCUAUAUCAGAACACCUGUUCUUACACUGAGCUCGUUUUCUGAAGGUCUAACAGUAUUUUUGCGUAGCCAGCCAGAUAAUGGCAUGUAUAAGAAAUAAUUUUUUAAAACAAAAACUGUUAAAAACAAAGAAUUUCUUUUUACAAAGAAAGUAUGUAUACGAAUUCAGUCAAUCAAUUUGAUUUCGAAUUAUACAACUUUUCAAUUGUUGUUCGUUUACAGCUUUUUAAUACAUCUAGAAAUAUUUUAAAUUGUAAAAAUAAUUUAAAUUUUUAAAUAUUAGAUAAUAUACUUUUGCUUUCCUAAUCUUAAUGUUCCAUAUUUUUGUAUUAUACUUACCUAAUUGAUGUACAUUUUAUUGAUUUUUCUCAUGUGCGUUAUAUGUAAAUAUAAAUAAUUUAUUAUUGUUAAA